AUGUUUAACUCUAUUAAAUCUGAUAAAACUUCAACGCAAAAUAGUUCACCAAAACCCCAUAAACACCACAAGCACAAAGAAGAUACCAAAGGUAAAUCUAAAGAAUCAGAUAAAUCUCCAAAGCACAGUGAUUCAUCAAAAAGUUCUACACAGAGUAAGAACAAAGAAGAUACCAAAGGUAAAUCUAAAGAAUCAGAUAAAUCUCCAAAGCACAGUGAUUCAUCAAAAAGCUCUACACAGAGUAAGAACAAAGAAGAUACCAAAGGUAAAUCUAAAGAAUCAGAUAAAUCUCCAAAGCACAGUGAUUCAUCAAAAAGCUCUACACAGAGUAAGAACAAAGAAGAUACCAAAGGUAAAUCUAAAGAAUCAGAUAAAUCUCCAAAGCACAGUGAUUCAUCAAAAAGCUCUACACAGAGUAAGAACAAAGAAGAUACCAAAGGUAAAUCUAAAGAAUCAGAUAAAUCUCCAAAGCACAGUGAUUCAUCAAAAAGCUCUACACAGAGUAAGAACAAAGAAGAUACCAAAGGUAAAUCUAAAGAAUCAGAUAAAUCUCCAAAGCACAGUGAUUCAUCAAAAAGCUCUACACAGAGUAAGAACAAAGAAGAUACCAAAGGUAAAUCUAAAGAAUCAGAUAAAUCUCCAAAGCACAGUGAUUCAUCAAAAAGCUCUACACAGAGUAAGAACAAAGAAGAUACCAAAGGUAAAUCUAAAGAAUCAGAUAAAAAAUCGGAGAAAAAGCCAAAAAAUUCAGACUCGUCUCAUCAAAAAAGUCAUAGAACUCCAAUAUAA
Trichomonas vaginalis G3 is the source of this 789-nucleotide messenger RNA. RefSeq lists its product as uncharacterized. Bases 1 to 789 code for a protein of 262 amino acids. The transcript has a single exon. Lineage: Eukaryota; Parabasalia; Trichomonadida; Trichomonadidae. The record is from RefSeq and is a predicted model, not a curated record.